Messenger RNA from Rhagoletis zephyria (snowberry fruit fly), 819 nucleotides. RefSeq names its product rRNA-processing protein UTP23 homolog. Gene Ontology annotation, cellular component: small-subunit processome. The record is from RefSeq and is a predicted model, not a curated record. Lineage: Eukaryota; Metazoa; Arthropoda; Insecta; Diptera; Tephritidae.
AUGAAGAUCACUCGCUAUAAGCGCGUUCAGCGGUACCUCUCCUUCUACCGAAACAACUUCCACUUUCACCCGCCGUACCAGAUUCUGCUGGAUGGCACCUUCUGUCAGGCUGCGCUGAAGAACAAGGUGAACAUCGCCGAGCAGAUGCCCAAGUACAUCGGCGACCAGGUGAAGCUGCUGACGACGGUGUGCGUGGUGAAUGAGACUGAAAAGCUCAGCAAGGCACUCUACGGUGCGAUGCUCAUCGUGAAGCAGUUUCCAGUGCACAAGUGCGGCCACGAGAAGAACCCAAUCGGUGCCAGUGAGUGCCUGCACUCGUUGGUGAAGAGGAACUCCAGUGACCACUACUUUCUCGCGACGCAGGACGCCGAUCUGACGGAGAGGGUGCGCCGCCUCGCCCAUGUGCCGCUGAUCUACAUCAAGAUGAACACCAUCGUCAUGGAGAAGCCGCAGGACCUGGCGAAGGACAUGGCCGAGCAGUCGCAGGAGGCGGCACUCACCGUCGACGACCACCAGCUGCAGACGCUGAAGUCGCUGAAGAGGCGAGUGCUCGGUGAGGACGCGGAGGAGGAGGAGGCGGAUAAGAAGAAGAAGAAGCGGAAAGGUCCGAAAGGACCGAACCCUCUCUCCUGUAAGAAGAAGGGCGCCGCCUCAAAGGCAGCUCACCCCUCAUCAUCAUCAUCAUCAUCAUCAUCGGCGGCGGCGGGGGCAUCAAACUCGAAGGAGAGCAGAAAGAAGCGAAAGCGAGCUAACCGCAUACCGAAUCACAUCAAGCGAAUGUUCAACAAGAUUGAGAGCGAGCUGACGGCUAAAGAGUGA